UUAGACCGGCUACAGAGAAUGCCUGUUCUGAAGCCACGCUGAUGGCUUGCAAUAAUAAAUACUUUUUUAGUUCAGUUCAUAGAUUAUUUGAUAAUGUAUUUGCUGGUAAUAUACAAGAAUCAGAAGAAGCAUUAAAUUUUCGUGCAUUAAUAAAAUUAUCUAUAAAAGUAAUUACUG
Messenger RNA from Racocetra persica, 177 nucleotides. NCBI's taxonomy places the organism in Eukaryota, Fungi, Glomeromycota, Glomeromycetes, Diversisporales, Gigasporaceae. The record is from the annotation of a GenBank genome assembly.